GGUUUCUGGAUUCACGUUCGGUAGCGGACUUGUCCAUUGAUUGCGUGGGCUGAUAAAUGCAUUGAUUGAUGGAUUGGCUGACCAAUAGCGAACGAGCACUCGAAAUCGGCGCAUGUGGAGAGUGAGAGAGGAGUAUCGGCAGGUUGCAAGGAGUUGCAGAGGAGUGUCAUGUCGUCACGAUUUUCCGUUACUGCUAAAUGGAUUACUGUACUUGAAUCAAUUGAUUGAUUGACUGAUUGAUUGAGCGAUUGAUUGAUUGAUUGAGUGACUGAUUGAUUGACUGCUUGAUGGAUGGAUUCUCUGAUCGAUUGAUCGAUUGACUAACUGAUUGAUUAAUUGAUUGACGGAUUAAUUGAUUGAUUGAUUGAUUGAUUGACUGAUUGACUGAUUAAUUGCUAGCGAAGCAGCGGAGCGUAGUGGAGGAGAUUUGUUAGUGCCGAGAGAGCACAGAGAAGCGAACAGAGAAACGGAAAAAAGGCAUACUCCUAAUACAACUCUGACUAAACACAGUUUCUGGUGUGAGUUUGCCCUAACUCAAGUGCCUGGCUUGGGCGGGGGGGGGGGAAGGGGGAACGAGGAGCGGCGGCGGCGGCGGCCAUGGCGUUGAAGUUUCUGAAUAAGAAGGGAUGGCACACGGGAAGCUUGAGGAAUAUAGAGACGGUAUGGAAGGCGGAGCAAAAGCAGAUAGAGGAGGAGAAGAAGGUGGAGGAGAUUAGGAAGCGAUACAAGGAAGAACGGGAGGUUGAGGAAUUCCAGCUACUUCAGGUUCAGGCUGGACUUAUCCCGACCAAGGCUGAACGAGUGGAUUUCUUGUAUGAAUCAGGCUUGACGAGCGGCAAGCCUUCGGCCGAAGAGUACUUGCUGGGAAAACCCCUAGAGGAGGGGAAAAAGGAGGCGCCUCUCGCCCAGCUCUCCUCGUUGCCAGGCUCUCUCUUCGUAACUGAUACCAGCAAGAAGGAGGCGGCGAAAUCGGCGAACGAUGAAUGGAGGAAGAAGCACUCUGAUCCGCUCUCUCAAAUCCGCGCUCAGGAGCAGGCCGCUCUCGACCGCAUUCGAAAGAACGUCGUGAAGAUGGCGGCAAUCAAGGAGGAAGUGGAGAGGAGAAAGGAGAGAGAGAAGGAGAGAGAGAAGGAGACUAUGGAGUUGACAAAGAAGAGUGGAAAUAGCGACAAGGAGAAGAAGGAGAAGGAGAAGAAGAAGAGGAGGAAGAAAAGAGAGGAGGAGGAUGAGAAGGAGAGGGAGAAGAAGAAGAAGAAGAAGAGGAGGAGGAGGGAGGAAGAGGAGAGAAGAAAGAAGGAGAAGGAGGGCGAUGAAGAUGAACGGGGAGAGUACAAUCGUGGACAUCGGCAUCAUCGGAGAAGAGAAGAAGAAGAAGAAGAAGGCGAUCACCAUAGCCGUCGAGCUAUGGAGCCGACGGGAGCUAUGGCGGCGGUCUGCGGGCGGAGUAAUCGUGAAGAAGAAGCGGAUGUGGAGGAAGACCGUCACGAGGGAAGGAGGGAGGAGAGAGGGAACGAAGCACGCAGAGAAGGGUGGCGACCUAGUGGUAGAUCUGAUGGGAUCCCGGCGGCUGAUGUCGGCAGACGCCGGAAUGACGGAAGGGGUUAUGACUCCGUCUAUGAUGGGGUAGAUAAGGGGAGUAGGAGACUGAGGAGGAGGGAGGAGGAGGAGGAAGAGGGUGGUCGUGCGAGGUCGUCAAGGGCUGCGGAAGAAGACAAUCGGAAAAAGGCGCGGGGUGAUGUCAAUGGCAGGGAAAAGGAGGAGAAGAAUGCUUGGACUGGGAGAGGUGGGUUAUCUUUAGGAGAGAGAGGAGGGAGUGUCGUCAAUGAUGAUGGGCACCAUCGGAGGGGAGGGAGGAGAAGGGAGGGGGAACGGGAAGAAUGCGAAGAGAGGAAAUGGCCGCGGAGAGAAGAGGGAGCGGGUAUGGAUGUUGAAAGGGAGAGGAGGAGGAGGGAGAGAGAGGGGGGGGAGGAUGAUGAAGAGGAGGAGAGGAAAAAGAGGAAUCGCGGAAGCGGGAUGGAGGGAGAGAAAGACAAGAGGAGGAGGUGGGAGACAGAUGAGCACGUGGACAAGGAGGAAAGGGCGCGGAACGUAUCGAAACACGGGAAAGGGGGAAGGACUAACGCACACGAAGAAGAAGAAGAUAGGGCUAUGCUCGGCACAACGUCAUCGUCUUCUUCUUCCUCCUCAGACUCUUCGUCUUCCUCCUCUUCCUUCGAUGAUGAUGCUGACGAGCACUAUGAUCUUAACGGGGAGCGAGGAGAACGUAGAUUGUGCGAGAGGAGGAGGGAAGAGAAGGACGGAGGGCACACAGCUAUGGGAUGGCGGGAAUCUACUAGGGCUAUGAGAGAAGAAGGGGGGCAGGGAGUGAGAGAGGGGGUGAGGGAAGGAGCUCGUAGUAUCCGAGAGGAGAGGACAGGAGGAGGAGAAAAGGAGGAGGAGGAGAAGGAGGGGGAGGGGGGUGGUAUAUCAAGAAGAAGAUCGCCUCAGAGGCGAAGAUGGAGUGAGGAUCAGGAACAGCGGAGGAGAUCAUUCAAACAUGGUGAAAACCGUGAUGUGGGAUCGGAACCUGGACCGCGGGGUAGACCUGAUACUGGACCUGGUCCUGACACAAGACCUCGACCUGCGCCUGGAUGGAGACCUCCUCCCAAGAGUCAAACGACAGGGAAAUUGACGGAGGAAGAAAAGAAGCGAAGGUUAGCAGAGAUGGAAGCAGACGCCGAGCUCCUUGAGAAAGAGCGAUGGCGGAGAUUAACGAAAGCGUCGGAGAUGGAUGAGAGAGAGCGCCGGCGGGACUUGGCAAUUGCCAGUCGAAAAGACGGGCGCACAUUUCUUGACGAAGCCGGAGUUGCAAUCUAUGGUGCUGGCAAAGGCGGCGAUGGCGAUGGCGAUGGUGGCAGUGCUGCCGGUCGUGCAUCUGUGGAAGACAGUGUGCGCAGGCGCACGCACUUCCGAGAUCGGGAAACGUUUAGAAGCGGUCAAAAUGCUUUUCGAAAGUAGAGAGAGAGAGAGUGUCUAAAAAAUACGAGCCUUCUGAAAAGUGAGCCUUGUGAAAAAUGAGCCUUUUGACAAACCUGUGGGAACAGCGAAAGUGAAGUUAUGGGGACGACGGCGAAUCAGAAAGAAAGAACAAAAGAAAAGAAAGGGAAAAAGAAAGAUCGUGGCGACGGCGAAGGUGAUUUUGAUUGUGUUGCAGAGGAGAAAGCGGUGCACCCUCUGGCGAUGGGGAAGUUUUAGCGUCAACGUCGGCCUGGUGACCGAUCACCAAGCCACAAACACACACACACACACACACACACACACAGAGAGAGAGAGAGAGAGAGAGAGAGAGAGAGAGAGAGAGAGAGAGAGAGAGAGAGAGAGAGAGCAAUGAAGCGUGUCAUGACUC
Chara braunii is the source of this 3385-nucleotide messenger RNA. The record is from the annotation of a GenBank genome assembly. Lineage: Eukaryota; Viridiplantae; Streptophyta; Charophyceae; Charales; Characeae.